Molecule: messenger RNA, 2610 nt
Organism: Histoplasma mississippiense
Lineage: Eukaryota; Fungi; Ascomycota; Eurotiomycetes; Onygenales; Ajellomycetaceae
Exons: 6
Coding region: 1-2610 (869 amino acids)
Biological process (GO): protein localization to ciliary inversin compartment
Cellular component (GO): ciliary inversin compartment
Molecular function (GO): protein binding
Source: RefSeq, a predicted model, not a curated record
AUGGCAGAAGGCCUGGCUGCUGCUGGCGCAGUGGCUUCCAUUGUUCAGCUUUUUGAUUUUGCUGCGAAGUUUUCCACCCGCCUCUACAAAUUCCUUGGAGACUCCAACGACUCGCCGAAAACAUUUCACGAGAUCCAAGUAUUGUUACCAGUUUUUCUCGAGAGAUUGCAGCACUCUCAGAUUCUUUUAGAUCAAGGGUCUUACAGCCCUCCGAUGACGGUCGCCCUCCAAUCGUUAGUUGAUGAGUACACCGCUCAUAUGCUAGAACUCGACUACAUGCUCGAGAGAUCCACUCCUCGAAAGGACAAUUCCAUAAUGACCAGAAGUCGGAAAGCUGUAUACGGAGUUAUGCAUGAGAAACAGAUCAUCGCGUUGAAAUCGAAGCUUUCGGAAUGCUACCAGACGCUUUCGCUCUGUCAACUCGAUGUUUUUGCACAUCAAAUGGACAAACUUCGUGACGACCAUUUGCUCCCAGGUUCUUCGCGUUUGAUCACUUAUUCGUCUGGAAAGGAAAAGACACAGAACCAAAUGGAAGAUGACAAAAUCGUGCGGAAGCAAAAUAAAGCAUCUCCCUAUAGUCAAAAAAUUCGCCAAUACUCAGCAAGCAUCAACCUCUCCCGUUUCUGUCUUCCCUGGGCUGUUUCGAUGUCAUUGGACCUAUCAUGGGGACCACAGCGUUACACAUUAUGUCCAUCUCUACGAUUCCAAGGGCUGGUGAAACGCACUUCUCCUGGAUUCACGGUUUUUUGGAAAUGCGACAAUCAUUACAUGGAAUUGUCAAAAGGAGUUGAGCUGUUGAAACGACUUUUUCAAGAAGGUCGUGCCUCACCCUAUGACGCUGACCCCGACGGCAAAUCUUGGGCAGAGGUAUUAUUGGAUUUUAGAGGCGUCGGUAAUUUUGAAGUACGACGGGAGUUCCUAAAGGUACUAAAUGAAUCGGGUGCGCAAAUUAAUGCCAGCCUACCGAUACGCUCUAUAGGCUACCCACAGGAGAAUUCUGUACUACCAUAUUCAGGGAAUCCUGCUACGAAUUUACACAUAGGAGAUAUAGAUGAUGCUGUAAAUUUCAUGAAAAUAUUACUUGAUAACCCGGAGAAGCGGGAAUGGGGUAGCUACCUACGAUACUAUGAUCUCUUUUAUCUGAAGUUACUGCAGAAAUGCGCCGAACAUUCUUACGGGUCCUGGAACCAAACGCCGCUUAUGGACGCCGUGUUAGCUGGAACAGCUGCUGAACUUGACACCUGCAUUAAACGUCGGAUACCUCUUGAUGCCAAAAACUCCCUCGGGCAAGCGGCAAUACAUAUGGCAGUACUCAGACCAUGCCAGCUGCUGCGCCUGAUCGAAGCCGGUGCCGAAGUCGAAAUUAAAGAUGCCAAUGGAGCAACGCCGUUGUGCCAUGCUAUUUCCUACGGCUCCGUUGAAUCUACGAAGCUUCUGCUUGAAUAUGGAACAAUCCCGCUCUCAACUGACGAAUCAGAAAAUCCUCUCAGCAUCUGUUUACACCAUGCGUUCAGUGCGGAGCACUGGGAUGUCCUCAGACUUUUCUUCUCGCAUAUACGAACGGCCUUAGAUUUCCCAGAGAAAGCUGUGGAGGGCUUGGCGAAUUCCUAUGUCGCUAAGUGGUUGGAAAAUCCUACUCGCUUCCCAUUUCCGCCGCCACCUGGCAUGAGUAUUCUGCUUCAAUUAGGUGUCAGCCCGGAUGUAAAGAGCAAUUCUGGGACUACACUUCUUCAUUGUGCUGGCACAGAGCAGGAAGUACGAGCUUUGUUCGAGGCUGGAUUCACGAAGACGAACCAACUCAAUGAUAAGGGCUAUAGUCCCCUGAUGAACGCUCUCGACUUUCGCUUUAAUGGUUGCUCACCAGGCUCAAUGCUUUUACGUCGACUUUGUGGAGAUGAUUGGCGCGGACAUCUUAUAGCAUUAGAGUGGCUGUUGAUGUUAAAAGAGUAUCAAGGCAAAGAGGCUGCGGAGGCGGCUUUGGCCGACCUAGUGCGGGCGGCAAAUUUCGCGAUGAUGGGUAUGAAACACAUAUGUUGCGGGGGAUAUGGAAAUAGCCAUGGGCCCUACUUUGACCAAAAUGAGAUCAACGAUAUUUUGGGUGAGCAGAAAGACAACAUACGCAUUCUCGAAGAAUCCAUGCUUUCCUUCGCGCGAAGACCAGACCAGCCAAUCGAAGAGAGCUGGCUUUUUGUCCUUUCUGUCCUCGACCCCUCUACUUACGGGACGAUCGCGGAACCCUGGAGCGUUGGAACAUGGGAACAUUCCUACGUGCAAACCUUUAUCCCCCAAAAGACCGCUCCAUGGAAAUCUCACGCCGAGCUCCUGAACGAUUGGACUUAUGAAAACUAUACUGGUUUCCCGUCUUACAGCUCUGUCGACGAAUCGCGCGAUGAAUUCCGCGUGGCUAUCAAACGUGUCGCGAUGAACAUACCACGCAGCAAACUGUACUCAUUGUGGGUCGAAUAUAUCUACCAAAACCAAAACGAGUUCGGCUUCCCGAUGCCCCUUGAUGAUACAUGGCUCAAAACCAGGCGAUAUUGGGCCGCUAGGCAGGCGAAGACCAUUGAAGUUGUGGUGCAAGAUAGAGAGGGUGAUCAAGGCGGCGAUUAA